CGAGGAGUGGUAUGCAGCUAAAGUACUGCAACGAUCACAAGUGUGGAGAGGAUGACUGCACGAGAGAAAAGACGAAGAGGGAGCAGAACUGGUGUGAUUACCAUACUUGCCACUAUGAAAGCUGCAAAGACUUCGUCCCAGGGGACAAUCCAGUAGCAAGCAAGGCAGACCACCAGGCGGAGAGCUACUGCACGAGACACCGGCAGUGCAAGAAAGAUGGUUGCCUUAACAUCGUCCACAAAGUCGGCGGCGAGGACUAUCGCAGGCAUUGGUAUGUAAUCUCCAGAGUCAUUACUUUUCUCUUUCACCGCCUGUGCAAAAUGGGACGUUACUCUUCAUCAUAGGGUGUCCUCAUCGGGUGUCGUGGACUCGGAAUCAUGGUCGUUAAUUUCCAAGAUUAUAGCUUCGAGCAUUACUGCAAGUAUGCUGGUGAAGAAGAGGACGCUGGCGGGAACUGCGAUGAUAUAAGACAGGA
Molecule: messenger RNA, 475 nt
Organism: Pseudomassariella vexata
Lineage: Eukaryota; Fungi; Ascomycota; Sordariomycetes; Amphisphaeriales; Pseudomassariaceae
Exons: 2
Coding region: 12-344 (110 amino acids)
Source: RefSeq, a predicted model, not a curated record